Petromyzon marinus (sea lamprey) is the source of this 1253-nucleotide messenger RNA. RefSeq names its product fibroblast growth factor binding protein 2 (gene FGFBP2). The record is from RefSeq and is a predicted model, not a curated record. Gene Ontology annotation, molecular function: growth factor binding. Gene Ontology annotation, biological process: cell-cell signaling. NCBI's taxonomy places the organism in Eukaryota, Metazoa, Chordata, Hyperoartia, Petromyzontiformes, Petromyzontidae.
UGCUGCACUACCCUGUGCAGCUCUCUCCCUCUCCACCCUCACAGCUGUACACCCACUGACACGCCUACCGACACCUGUACACCCACUGACACGCCUGUACACUGACACAUACACCUGCACCCGUCUCUAUCUGCGCACCUACACGCCUAUAUACCUACACCAAUACACCUACACGCAUCUUGCACCUACACAGCCUCUGCACAUUCACGCACCCCUGCACUUACCUGCACUCCUACAUAUCUACACCACUGUAGACUUCUAUACCUGCACACCUGUACAUCGAAAUAACUGCACACCUGCACACAUAUAUAUGCACACCUGACCAUUUGCGCAUGCACGUCCAGCUCUGCACGGAGCUCUCCUGCACACCUGCGUCUCCACCGACACGUGGCCCAGGGACAUGUUGUGGGGGGCCCUUCUUCUCACCGCCCUCAUCGGGGCCUCACUCGGGCCUUCACUCGGCACCCCUCAGCCUGGGGACACCAUAGCUGAGAUCCCUCAGCCCAGAGAUCCCCUCGCUGAGAGUCCUGAGCCCAGGGACCUCUCAGGGGAUACCCUGCCUAGGCUGAGGAGAGUUGCCGCCCCCAGGACCCCUAGGGCCCCCUCUGGGGGGUCCUUCAGGGCAGUGAAAGGAGACGCAUGCCGCUGGGCCACGAAAGGUUCCCCGAAGUCGCGGAUAUCCCUGUCCGUGACGUGCGAUGCUCCCGAUGGCGGUGGGGUUGAGUGCCAGUACCAGGGAAAGCCCGCGGCCUGCAAAGCCUUCGCCAAGCGAGAGGCCAAGUACUGGACCCAGGCCCUGAAGGCCCUGAAGAGCAAGAAGGAGCCGUGUGGAGGUCACGCCACCAUCAAGCCGCACGUGUGCAGGGACGGGCCCAGGGAGGCCUUCCUCACCAAAGACAGGACCAAGGUAACGAAGUCUCCUUCAAAAUUCAAAUCAAAGCUGAAUCCACCGAAGAAAACUCCAAAAGCUGAAAAGACGAAAAGUAAAGCGCCCAGCGAGCAGUACUGCAGCGAGACGUGGAACGCGUUCUGCUCCUUCUUCGUCAACCUCUACCACGGAUGAGGCGGGGAAGGGGACGUGGAGGGCACGGGGGAGCUCCUCUUGCUGCCUGGGAUGCUCAUGCUUGACCACUUACGUGUGUGAGUGUGUAAGUUACGUGUGUGUGUUACGUGUGUGUUACGUGUGUGUGUGAGUGUGUGUUACGUGUGUGUGUGUGUUACGUGUAUGUUACGUGUGUGUGUGUUAUGUGUAU